Leishmania braziliensis MHOM/BR/75/M2904 is the source of this 2808-nucleotide messenger RNA. RefSeq lists its product as hypothetical. Lineage: Eukaryota; Euglenozoa; Kinetoplastea; Trypanosomatida; Trypanosomatidae. The transcript has a single exon. The record is from RefSeq and is a predicted model, not a curated record. Bases 1 to 2808 code for a protein of 935 amino acids.
AUGAGCUUUUUUUCGUUGCUCUUUGGCAACGAUGAGAAGGCCUCGCAAGUAAAGGCUGUGCGAGUCCCCAGUGGAGGAACGAAUAACACCUCCCCACUCGCUCAAGUAGGCGGAGAGGGUUCGAGGCCAAAUAGGGCGAUGCUGAACACACCAACGGAGACGGCGUCUGCCAUAAAGCGGCAAUGCAACGGGGAACCAAAGCGGUUGCAGCGGCACAGUGCCACGGCGCCAGCGAAUCGAGAUCGGCUGUCUCUGUGGAGUCGACUGCUAUGUCGGCCCGAGGUGUACGAUCCGCACGUGGAGGCAGCUCCGCUGACGCAUCUGCUCGAUGUGGAGCCGGCAGACACGCAGCCGCAGGAGCAUGUGGCGGGCUGUACGGAGAGCGGAGGGGCUUCGUUGCAGAAGUGCUACUCCGUGCGUUCCUCCAGCGGAGAGGGGCGUUGUGCCGCCACCCCGCUACCAGAGGGAGACGACGAGAACUGUAAUGAUUCCGAGGACGCCGUUAUAUCAGGCUCCGUACUGAGCGCUAGCAUUGAUGUAGAGGAGUUCGAGGAGGCGGAGGUGCAGAGCCCCAGUGAGGAGUCCAACACAGCGGAGCUUCUUCUAAACCCGCAAGUCUUUCACGUCUUCGACACGCGGCGCUGCCGGGUGCGCAUGUCUACUGUGCUGUCGAGUCCGACCUCGGCUACCAACCUCCGCUUCACCACUACAUUUCCAAACGACAGCGGCACUCUCUCAAUGGAUACGACGGAAAGCGAUGCCGCGUCUUCGCGUGGAUCGGUCUUCUCCGCCGAACGACGGCUCAUCUCACCUAAAGAGUUAGCGAAGAAGCACCACCAGAGGCGUCAGCAAUCGAAGCAGGCCGCGAAGCGUGCUCGCGAGUACAAGGAGGCGUGGGCGGCCCUCGUUGCCUCUGCACAGCCGCACGCAAGCGGUGCUACGGAUGGCGAGGCGGCUGGACAAACAAAUGUGCGCAGUGCGGAAGGGAGCGGCCCGCCAAGCAUUCCCCCCACUUGUGCUUUAGGCACCUCCACUGUGACUUCGCAUCUCACCAAUGAGGCCCUCGAAUCUCUGCGUGAAAGCACGCAGCCGGUGCCGUACGAUCUACCCGUGCCCUUCCUAGCAAGGCUGUGCCACUAUGCACCACCUCCCAAGAAGGCAAAGGACGGCGCCGAGGAGGAGAACAACCGCGCAGAGAGCUGCUGCAGUCGCUCUAGCACCGAUAGCAGUCAGGUCGCGCUUGACGAUGAGCUGGUGAAUAUCGAGACGGAGCUUCCGGUCAUGUAUGGAGCCGUCUUGAGAUGCCGGGACUCUGCUUCAAGGGCGAGAGAACACGACGGCAAGACUUCGCCUUCUUGCACUCGCCUAACGACGGUCACUGCGCUACGAGGCAGCCAGCGCAGUCCAGCUGGGAGGUAUCCACUUGGGUCUCGCGCCUAUGUGGAGCGUGUACUGUUUGCGCAGCGCCGACAGCAGGAAUGGGCGCUGUUUGCGCUUCUCACAGAGGCACACCGACAGGCACGCGAGGCCCACGUCCGUCUUGCGCAGCUCUACUAUUACUACAUUAUUCCCAUUCUGGCUCAGUACAGGACUGAGGCCGAUGUCAGAGGACUGGAGCGGUCGCUGCUGAUGUGCGGCUCUGGGGCACUCCGCAUGUACCAUACGAAGUUCUGCCGCACUGUAGUGUACAGCCGGCCCAUGUUGCAGAGGAGCGCACAUGGUGAUACUUCGUAUUCCAUUGCCUGCUAUUUUCAAGUGCAGCCAGUGGACUACCAGCUGGUCGAGUACCGCUUUGAGAACCCCUGGCGAGAGCUAUUUCUGGAGGUAAAGGCAUACCUUGGCAUGCAAGCCCGCGAGGAUGCAAGCUGCUCUACCCUGCCGACACUUUCAGAGCCGGAGAACGGGGCUUCUGCUGUGGACGGCACUACUUCCACUGGUCACGGGUCUGUGUGUGUUGCGGCGACGGUGCUCCACUCAAUGGAGCUGUUCGAGCGUCAGCGGCACACUCACAGUGCUGCGCGGGACGCGGAGGAGUGGCUGACUUGGUACUACUACUACUUCACACCUCGUGUGCUGAGCGCCGACUCCGCCGAGAAGCGCGCUGCAGUUCAGCGGAGUUUGCUUCCGCCACCCCCGCCACCGUCAUCAACGCGGGUCUCUCAAAGGGAGCCGAGAUGCGGCAAUGACUACUCGAGGACCCGCGCUAGUGAUUCAAAGGCGCCGCAGCCAGCCCUCCUCGAGAGCGAGUACCUUCCGUUAAGCUGGAUUCGCGCGUGCAACACGGCCGAGAGGGAGAAGGUGCUUAACUACCGCCGAGACCUCAAGCUGAGGGUAAUGAAGAAUUUCCCCACUCAUCGGCCAGUCGCGCCGGGCUACGGCUCUACUGCUAGGGCUGUAGAUAGCCCCGGUACGGUCAGCGAGACAUCGUCCACUCUCGCGACGACUGCCACGAGUGUCAAGGCAUCUCGCGAGACGGUGUCUGCCAACGUGGCAGCUGCGUCAUCCGGAUGCCAAGCGGUGAAACACGUCUCUGAGAGUAGAGACUUGCUCAAUAGCGCGCACGAGACGGAGGGAGGAUGGCUGCUUGCAGAGCACGUGGAAGCAGACCUCAAGGAGGCCGGGCUACUGAAGCCGUCAGCAGAAGUACUGCCAGAGGGUGCGAUCAGCCGGCAGAGUCAUGAUACCGCUGAAGUAGAGGACGGGAACUCAGAGGAGACGGACGACGAGGAUGGUGCUAUCCCUACUGGUACCCACUGCACCGUAAGUGCUGGCUGCUUUGGCCUUUCGUUUUUUUCCAUCUUUGAGUGA